This is a messenger RNA of Cantharellus anzutake, 2967 nucleotides long. RefSeq names its product HECT-like ubiquitin-conjugating enzyme-binding-domain-containing protein. The transcript has 8 exons. Gene Ontology annotation, biological process: protein polyubiquitination; protein autoubiquitination; protein monoubiquitination. Lineage: Eukaryota; Fungi; Basidiomycota; Agaricomycetes; Cantharellales; Hydnaceae. The record is from RefSeq and is a predicted model, not a curated record. The coding region runs from base 20 to 2926 and encodes 968 amino acids. Gene Ontology annotation, molecular function: ubiquitin conjugating enzyme binding; ubiquitin protein ligase activity; cyclin binding. Gene Ontology annotation, cellular component: ubiquitin ligase complex; cytosol; nucleus.
AUCUGCUCUUAACUUUGCAAUGACAACUUUGACACGCGGAAAAACGGAAGUGUCAUCCUCAGAGGCACGAGAGGAACGCGUCGGCGGCGCCUUGCCUUCCCCAUUCCCAGUACAUUGCCUCGCACUAGGAAUUUCGGAAUCAACGGUGCGUUCUGCAAAUCAUACGGUCCUUUCGCGUCGAUCCUCGAAUCCCGGAUUCGACGCAUCGAAAUCGAAAGAUGCUGAUAAAAGUCAACCCGAAACGCGAGAAGCAAUGAGCGGCGGUGCAGUUGAGGAGACCCUAAAGGGACUCCGGCAAUCCUUCUUGGCCAUUUUGGCACAUUUUAUUACGCAAGGCACAUUACCUCUUGGUGGUGAAUACUACCAUGAUGCUCCAGUCCAUUUCCCACUCCCCGGACCAGCCUCUUCCUUUCCCCCCACUGCCCCAAGUUUGCGCACCAUAAUGUCUUCUUUGUCAAAGUCGCCGUCGUUGGCAUUCUCGAUUUCCGAAUUAGAACUGCCUAAGCGUAUCAUCGACAAUAUCCGCAAACAGACGCACUUGGGUGAGAUGGAGACUCAUCAUGGUGCUCUUGCAACAUCACUCGUACUCCUCAUAGAACAUUUGGACAAAUUACUUGAUAUCCUUCCUCCAAGCUCGACCACUUUGGGGACAUCCAAACCUGCUCAAAUUGAGACCAACACGACAGAUCCCUCUGCAUUGUUGACAGAGGCCCUGCGCACUUUAAGAUCUCUGAGCAUGAAAUUUAUACCUCAUGAUGGGUCUUCCCCUUCUCGGACGGAGCAAACUAUGUUGUGGAGGAGCCUUGAGGGUCGUGCAGAAGAAGUUGGAGAACUCUUCGAUCAAAAUGAUGCUGCCCUUUCGCUUCCACCACCCUUGGACUGGGAUCACCCACCUCAUUACGAAAUGGAACCACCUCGAUAUGACCCAUUUUCUGUUGACCACAAAUCCUCACUUCGUCAUGCGCAUACCAGCCCCGACCUUCACAGGCUCUCCAUCUUGUCUGCAUCGUCCAAUGCCUCUGCACAAGACAAUAAAUUAAAACUAGAAUUCGAGGCGGUGGCUCAGGCUAUUGAUCGUCUGAAUACAGUGGCACCACAGAUUCACUCUCAAAGGGUCGAAUUAUGGCCUGCCAAGCAAAAAGAAAUGGAGUUGGCUCGACUGUUCGGAGACUUGGAUCGUAUGGCAGAACGUCGUUUGAAUCGCCAGCGUGUCAGCGUCGUUUCCCCAAUUAUAACAUCGGGUUACGAUGCCACGAAAGGAAAAGGACGUGCGAUAGAGCUUGAUGACGACCUUGACCACUUGAUUGAACUGAUCGGACGAUCACACGAUAUGCGGAUAUCGAAUCAGUGCGUCAGCCCCACUGACGAAAUGCGCGAUAUCUGGAGGAACGGAAAGCAGACCACUGCACGGCCGAGGGAGUCUUUACAACAAGAACAGUUCGUGGAUAGUUUGAUGAAAUAUGGGAGCCAAGGGCGAUUACACUCCCAGGAUGCAACGUUCUCGACAAGAACCGCGCCCGGAUCCGUUGAGAACAACAAUGCCCCCUCGGUUCUCGUGAAGGGGGUUUUUGGGGGGAGGGGUAGGAGUAACUCUGCUCCGCUAAUUGUGGAGAAGCGGCUUUCGGCUCAGGGAAAAAAACAAUCAUAUACCCUCAGGAAGACGGAGGAACAUUAUUCCUAUGUGGCUGAGCUUCAAGAAAAUCUCAGAACCGUGCAACUCCUUGUGGACGUGCCACUUUCUCCUCAGACAGCAUGGACUGCUGAAGUGAUCUCGCGGGGCUCGGGGGAGAGCUGCUCCAGUACGGUCUUAAUUCGGGGUGGUCCAUCCGAGAAAUUUUUUGUCUCCCUGCCAGCAAAUGCUUAUUUAGGGCCGGUGGGAAUCCGCCGAGUUCAGAAUCACUUGGAAGCAAAGAUCCCCCUUCACAAAGAUCUGGCCCCUGAUUCCGAUUUUUCUCCCAUCCAUGACGCUGCUGCUCUCACCUCUUUGCAACCUACCUCAUUUAUUUGUGCCUCUUGUUCCUUGCCUUUGGUGAAAACCGCGGUACCUGAGGAGUCUUCAAGAUCCGUGUCGUAUUCUGACCUUCCUUCUGAUCACUGGGCAGAAUUCAUAGAGUCGUGGAUGUGUCACAAAGACUUGCAUCUGUCCGAAUCGUACACGAAGCGCGGAAGACAAGGGGUUGAGCCAUCCACUUCGAAGAUCCUUGUGGGCGGCAGUCAUAUGCUGUGCCACCAGCGCUUGGUGCAUGAGGAAAAUUUAAGCUCUUCCAGUUCGGGUGGGACUGAAUGGCAGGUAGAAAAAUGUUUGUGUGGGUCUCCCGUUGGUCAUGCUCAGGCCCAGUACGCUUCGCCGGCGCGGACUGUCAUAACCAUUGUAUACCGCUUUGCAAAGUAUGCCGUUUUGCCUCACCGUCCUUCGAUCCUACCUUUACGCCACCCGCUGACUGCCUUCAUCCUCUCGGACAUGAUGGAGUUUAUUAAUGCUCAUGCUAAUUAUCGCUUUGUCAUACAUGACGAGGAAGGAGACAAAAUAAGGUUGCUCAUGUGGCUAUUCAAACCGUCCAUCAAGCUAUCUUACGCCCUGACAAGGACCCACGGUAUACCACAAGAAGGGAUCAUACAAGGCGCGAAAGUCUUGUACAAACUAGUUGGGCCCAGUGAAAGGUUGGAUCCUCAAGAUCUUCGAUCCUCGUUUCCCGACUUUGCACAAGCUGAACAUCUCUCAUAUCCUCUGAAUGUCUGCCAUUCGAUCGCGGCAUUUCUUGCGGCUACGAAUCAUGCCUAUCCAGUCGAAUAUCGUACACUGAAGAAUCUCCAUAUGGGGUGGCUACAAAAAACGCCCUGGCGCCGUAACGAGUUGGGAGAUACGCAUUUACUUAGGAAUAAACAUGGGAUGAUAAUUAGAUUUGGUCGAAUACAGUGUUUUUAAGGCGUGCAUGAUCAAUAGUGCCAGCGUCCAGGAGCGCAAAU